UCGGCCUUGGUUGACACAACGGUGGACGUGGAAUGCAUUCAGUAUUACUCGCUGUCACAGCCAUGGAUCUGUCACUGUGAGAAAAGAGAUAUUUGUACUAAGACUGGGGAAUAUACUACAAACCAAAGGAGGAAGCUUUCGCUUGACCUAAACUGGACUUCGCCAGUGAAGGAAUAAGUAACACUUGAUUAGCUCGCACGCUUUUCUAAUCGUUUGCGUUAUACGUGCGUUCAAAUUACGUGCAAAUGAUCACCAAAGAGGAACACGUCUAGUUUAGCUUUUGCCCUGUUCUGGUAUUCAUCGGCUUUGCUCGCACGUCCGCCUUUGUGAUGGCUCCGAUGGGCAUCCGAUUGUCCCCGUUCGGCAUAACUCUGUUCUGCUUACUAGGAUUUGGUGUGAUCUAUCACCUUUACGCGGGAGUUUUAUCUAGUAGAAUCGCCUCGUUCAGACUGAAGAGGACUGUGGAUCUGAGAGAGCUGCUCGCGCUGUCCAUGGAGGCUGCGGUGCAGGGCGGACGUGAGGUGAAGAGGAUCAGGGAGGACAACACACUAGAGGAAAAGUCAAAGGGCAAAACAAAAGAAGGGGACAGUGAAAAGCUCACGCUGGGUGAUCUGAACUCCAACCGCAAGAUGUUCUACCUGAUCAAGAACACCUACCCUUAUAUACAGGUGAACUCAGAAGAAUAUGCUAAUGCCGAGGGUGAGGCCACUGUGUGGACACGCAUCAUCCCUGAAGAAAUUCUGGCAAAGAUCUCAGGAGGGAAGGAGGUUCCAGCAGAAAGGAUCACAGUGUGGAUUGAUCCACUGGAUGCCACUCAGGAAUACACAGAAAAUCUCCAGAAGUAUGUCACCACUAUGGUGUGUGUGGCUGUGGACGGGGAUCCUGUUAUAGGUGUGAUUCACAAACCCUUCACUGGGUACACAGUAUGGGGUUUCGUUGGAGAGGGAUCCAAUGUGGUACCUCGUUCUUCCUACAACACAAACUUUCCUAAGGUGAUCGUUUCACGCUCACACUCAGGCAAGGUGAAGAGCUUCGUUCAGGUGGCCUUUGGCAACAAUACAGAAAUUAUACCAGCAGGGGGUGCAGGAUAUAAGGUACUAGCUCUUCUAGACCCCACUGAUGAGGAACAAGAUACGGCCGAUAUUUACAUCCAUGUGACGUACAUCAAAAAAUGGGAUAUCUGUGCGGGUGAUGCCAUCUUGAGGUCUCUUGGUGGUCAAAUGACAACUCUCAAAGGAGAUCAUAUUGAUUACUCUGGGACAGAGGGAAACGAGGGCGGCCUGCUGGCAAGCAUUAAAACUGACCACAAGGCAUUGGUGAAAAGACUUCCAACAUGGGAAGAGAACAAAGAACAAUAAAUCGCUGCCUGUUCCUGUCCCUAACACUCUCAUUGUCUACGGUAACACACAGUUGUGUAGACAUAUGUGGAAAUAAAGAUAAGCUUGUGACAUGAGGUGACUGAUCCAACAUCAGUGAAAUGUGUAAUUAUACCUGAAUGAGUCUGAAAACUUUGACUUGCCUUUGACUUUGUAUUUUGUGAAACAUUUAAAGAAUGUUUAAGUGGAAAUUAAGUAAAUGUGCAGCAUCAAAUCAUGAGGUCACCUUUAUUUUAAUCAUUAAAGAGCAGGUCAUAUGGUAUUUUAAAGUGUUUUAAUAUUGUG
Molecule: messenger RNA, 1661 nt
Organism: Sinocyclocheilus anshuiensis
Lineage: Eukaryota; Metazoa; Chordata; Actinopteri; Cypriniformes; Cyprinidae
Gene: bpnt2
Product: 3'(2'), 5'-bisphosphate nucleotidase 2
Exons: 5
Coding region: 330-1358 (342 amino acids)
Biological process (GO): phosphatidylinositol phosphate biosynthetic process
Cellular component (GO): endomembrane system
Molecular function (GO): 3'-nucleotidase activity
Source: RefSeq, a predicted model, not a curated record